UCGCAGCAUAAAUAUGACAACCACAUUGAAGAAUCAGACGCUGAUGAUCGGAAAGACAGGCUCUUCUGUUGUUUCUUUUCAAGAAGAAGAUGCCCAAUGUCCUGUGUGUAAGAGUGACAAGUAUUUAACACCUAAUCUUAAGCUUUUGGUCUCUCCUUGCUUUCAUAAAAUGUGUGAAUCAUGCAUAGAUAGACUUUUCAGUCAUGGCCCUGCACCUUGUCCUAUAUGUCAACAAAUACUACGAAAAAAUCAAUUCAUGUCUCAAAUCUUUGAGGAUUUAGCUGUAGAAAAAGAAGUUCGUAUACGUAAGAGAGUGGCUAAAGUAUUCAACAAGCGAUCUGAAGAUUUUCCAAGUCUAAGAGCAUAUAAUGAUUAUUUAGAAAUGGUAGAAGAUAUAACAUUUAAUUUAAUGAAUGAGGUGGACGUGGCGGAAACAGAGGCAAGAAUUGCUGCAUAUGAACAGGAAAACAAGGAAAGUAUUGCAGCUAAUCAAGCAAAGAACGUCAAUGAGCAGAGAUUUAGAAGUUAUCAAAGUGAGCUGGAAAAACAUGAAAAGGAACAAAAGCGAGAAGAGUAUUUACAACAGCUGGAAGAAGAACGAAAGUUAAAAGAACAAGAAAAGGCUGAGUUAAUUGCAGAACUGGCAUCCACAAACAAAUCUGCUGCUGCUAUCCUUCAAGCGCGUCAAUCAGCCUUAAAAAAAUCUUUAUCUCGUGUACAGCUUCAAACAGAUCCAUCCUCACGGUUGUCUAUGCCUUCAUGGAUCACAACAGCAAUGGACACAGAUGCUGAAAUGAGAGAAGCAGAAGCAAGAAACUUUGAUCCAUUGAACUUACAGUAUGAAUACACUACUGACUUUACAGUUAGAGAAAGUUAUUUGGAUCCUUCUACUGAUUAUCUCAACACUAACAAGCAAGCGAAGGCUGGUGGAUACCAAGCCAAGUUUGCUCAUCAACGCGCCUUGAUUUCCACAUAUACUGGAAUUCUAUGUGAACCAGUUGAAUACAUGUAAAUAAAUUUUCAUUACGGCAUUGUGCAUAUAUUAAAUAAGCAAAGGGGACACUAUAAGACUAUAUUAUUCCCCCUUUCUAGACUAGCCAUUACUAAUAUUUGGAUUACACCUAACCGCUUUGUCAAUGAGUUCAUUAUGAGACGAGCGUUCACUGAUUAGAUUAUUCUCUACAUUUCUUUUUAUUUACAUGUCAACGUCAGAAGAAAAACUUCCGAAGGAGGCCACAUCAAGUGGUAAUGGUAUAAACGCUCAUUAGAAAAUCAAAGACAUUAAUAAUCAGCAUGUAAAAGACACAAAUUUACCAUGUGGCAGCGCGACAGUGGAUGA
Molecule: messenger RNA, 1339 nt
Organism: Rhizopus microsporus ATCC 52813
Lineage: Eukaryota; Fungi; Mucoromycota; Mucoromycetes; Mucorales; Rhizopodaceae
Product: CDK-activating kinase assembly factor
Exons: 6
Coding region: 14-1012 (332 amino acids)
Biological process (GO): positive regulation of cyclin-dependent protein serine/threonine kinase activity; regulation of transcription by RNA polymerase II; nucleotide-excision repair
Cellular component (GO): transcription factor TFIIH holo complex
Molecular function (GO): cyclin-dependent protein serine/threonine kinase activator activity
Source: RefSeq, a predicted model, not a curated record